AUGGAUACCGAUUGCCCCUCCUCCGACCCAAUGUACUACGGCGGAGCCUCUGCCUGGGCUUACGAGGCCUACGAUGCAUCCAUUGGGAUCUCGACUGCACCAUUCGGUUCGGAUCCUGUCAUCCUAUCCGAUUUUGACCCUUCCUUCGAAACUGCGUGGCCCACACAAGACGUAGAGCAAGGAUCGUCACCAUCCUCGGUUCAGAGUUCGCUCGGACGUGCUCCUUCUUCGAACACCAGUUACAAUGAAUACGAUAAUGUGGAUCCAUUUCCGGAGACUUCGUCACCUAGAAGCGCCGUAUUCGAUAUCCGGACACAGUCACCCACGUCCAUACUUUCGGGACUUACUCAGCGAGGGCAGAACGAUGCCAUGUAUGAUCUGGGCGGGUCUAUAGCAACGCUUGCGGCUCCCAGAAAUAUCACCCCAACCGACCCGUUCAGGUGCCCAGAAGGCUGCCAGAAAAAGACCUUUGGGCGACAAUACGAGCUGAAUCGACAUAUCAUCGAGCAACACCGAUGCCCGCAUGAGGACUGCAAAGAUGUUCGGUUUUCCACCUCAAAGGAGAAAAGGGAACAUGAGGGGCGUCACAGCGAAGGCGGACUAGGAUACAAGUGUGGGACAUGUUUACUGAACGGCGUCUCACCAAAGUCACUUUCGAGGGGCGAAAAGCUGAAGAAACACUUCAAGGAGACGCAUAGCACUUCGAAUGACUUCGACUUCCGAGACUUUCAAUGCAUGCAAGAAUCUUGUUGUCUCAGCAAGGCAUUUGGAGGCAUAUUUUUCGCCUCCCAGGCAGAAUUAAAUGAGCAUCAAAGGCUGAAUCACACGAACGUCCCGUCUCUGCUGGAACUGCCCAAGGGCGUGACAGAGGAUAUAUCUUUGAUGCAUUCUGCCCCAACAGCAGACGAGCGAUCGCUCAGUCAUGCUGGAAAACGUCCUCUCAAUUCGACUUCAGGAUCAGAGGCAAAACGAUGGAAGUCCAAAGAGACCGAAGUUGCCACAAACCCAUCCGAGGCAUAUCAAGAUACUCCAUCGUUUGUCGCACCCGCCGCGAUCGCCCCCAUCUCCCGUUCUGCUAGUUUGGGUCAUAAAGACGUGUUGAUGCAAGACCGCCUAACCCAGAUAUUUGGCUCCAAUGAAGGCACCACGCCAAAGACGGGCGAUCCGCAGUCGCACAGUCAUGUCGAAGAGACGUCAAACCUGUCUGUAGUUGAGUUGCAGGCGCUUAUUAAGCAACAGAAGUGGAAAUCCCUACUCUUAGAUCUGAGCUCUCUAUCGAUAACCCCGACAUUUGAUUGCAAACAGGGCGCGGUCAAGUUGCGGGGUACUUGCACUUCUCAGAUGGAAAAAGGAAAGAAACUGCUUGAAGACUUGAUCAACGGCUUGCGAUCGACGGCGAACCACAGCAACGUAUCUGGCAUUGCGACAUACCCGAUGAGGAAGGCAGCCUCACAGCAAGUAUCCGUCCUCCCUCAGCCCGAGAUCUUCGCCCUCGACCCAGAAGAGAACGCAGAUCUGCUAUCCUUAUGGCACGAGCAGCUUCUCCCACAAUUUCCUACGAUGGUGCGAGACGCAAUGAUCGAGGGGAGUUACUCAGUGACCCUCGUCCGCCAGAAGGUCUCCGACUGUCUGUGUCCUGUCAUUCGGUUUCGGAGCUCCGGAAAUCAGAGCGACGCCUCCAGAAAACUCAUCCGAGACAGGGUGCAAGAAGUAUGUGUCAGAUAUGCAACCCCCAUUCUACAAGUUCAGUUCACCGAAGGCACCCUUGUGCGUUUGGUGGGAGGGUCCACUAGUGUUUCGGUGCUAGAUGAUCCUCCGAUCGACCAAAGAUUUCCUCAUCAACGGCGGCCAUGGGGUACUCCGGGCAUGGGGGCAUCCAUUGGGCUCAGCCGCUGUCCGCAUGUAUCCGCGACUUUAGGCGGUUAUAUUUCCGCCGAUGACAGGAUAUACAUGCUCACCGUGGAUCACUUCAUUUCCGAAUGUCAGUGCGAGAUCACUAGCCAUGUGCGGUCUCCGUCCAUCAGCGACAUCUACAGCGUCAGAUUUCACCUCGGGAAAAAGCUCCAAGAGCUCGAUCGGAGGGUCGUGCAAUCUGCUCCGGACGAGGUGCCACUGGAUCAAGUUGAGGAACUGUUAUUUCCUACAGAUAUCGACGAAGAGGUAGAGCAAUACAGACGUGUCGAACGAGAAUUGGAUGACAAUGAGACUGGAUUCGCCUUGGGCAUGGUUCGUGUCCGAUGUGGGGAUGGGCAGCUCCCAUUGAGGCCGUCCGCAGAUCCGCGUUUAAUCGGGGUGCACCAUCGAAUGGAUUGGUCUUUGUCUGAGAUCACCGCCAGGCACAGGAAAGGGAAGAACAUUCACAGGUACGGUCGGACCGCUGAGCCUAGACUUGAGGACCUGCAGAACGAAGUCAUCAGAGCAGCAGGAGCUGGAACCCCGUGUACCACCAUUGAGGGAGUGAUGGGAGGCGAGUCUGUAUACUAUGUCGGCACCACGAGUGGUCUUCGCGAGGGCUUCAUCAAUCCGGCACGUGUUCAAUUCUCAGAUGAAUUCGGAAUCUCUGAGGAGUGGGCCAUGGUAGUGCCAAACUGCGAACGCUUGCGGGACUGCGACUUCCAAGGGGACUCUGGUGCCUGGCUGAUCAGCAACGACAAUACGCUGUUAGGACUACUGUGGGGAUGGGACAACGGCAAUCUUCUCUUCACGCCCAUCCACGAUGUAUUCGCCGAUAUCAAACAAAAGAUGAACAGCCAGCAGAUCAGGCUCCCGGACGACUCAACGCCGCGAUCUGGACGCCAAGGAUCCCUUCUCUGCCGCAGGAGUUUCCCGAAGUUACGAGAACCCUCACCAGAGAGGUUCAGGCGCACAUUCCCUACGGAAUUUUCCAGUCCUCCGCGCUUGCUGCCUCCGAUCAGCAUGGAUGAGAAGCGUUGGCGAAGACGGAGCUCCGGAGCUAGCAGUACGUGGUCCAUGACUUCGACUCCGAGCCUCCUAUCCUCAGCAUCUUCUUCCGCCGACGAGCUCAGUCCGCGCGUUGGUACACCUCAAGAUCCUGUGCUACUCCCAAUUCGAACCAAGGCCCGUACCCUCCCUAGUAUCGGAUCUGGGGAGGAAUGGGUCUGCGUUCAUCCUAACGGAGACCUCAUUGAGGAGAAGUUUUCGGCUCUAGAACUGGCAGAAGACGUUAGCGACGCCAAUCUCCAGCCCACAGCUGCAUAA
Molecule: messenger RNA, 3219 nt
Organism: Trematosphaeria pertusa
Lineage: Eukaryota; Fungi; Ascomycota; Dothideomycetes; Pleosporales; Trematosphaeriaceae
Exons: 5
Coding region: 1-3219 (1072 amino acids)
Source: RefSeq, a predicted model, not a curated record